AUGCAAGAACAUCACUUCGAGUACGCCAGUCAUGUGGGCGCGACAGAUUUCUCAGCUGGGAUUGGCGAGCAUCCACAUAGUGGCCAGCUGUGUGAAGCCGUGAAAGGUCGAGAUUGGUAUGCGCUUGUGGCAGCUCAGAAUUGGAACUCAUUUGUCAACAGUCUGUAUGAUUCUGCCGGUUACGCGUAUGAGCCAUCUUUGCGGAUUUUUACAGAAUUAAAAGCUGAAAUGGUAUGUGUUAUAGGUAUCAUACCUGAGAUGUUGAUCGACUUCGAAAAAGAUCCGACUAGGGUGUAUAAGACUGCGGCGUCUUAUGUGGGGCUUGUCACCACUUGGGUGACCUGCUUCCCGGGAUGUAUAUUUAAUUCCUGGGCUCCGAUUACCAGUACAAUGUUUGCCUCCUGGGGAGAAAUUGCAUGGGUUUCAUUUGCAGGGGGGUUGUAUGUCUCUACUUCGUUUGCUUUUAUAAACUCGGUCAUAUUUGUUGGAACUGGUGAGGAUCGUUUCACAAGGGGAGCAAACAUAGCGACGAUGAUGGCUCAAGCUCAACGAGCGGUCCAUUCAACUAUCUCCAAUAUCACCCAAAAUGUCAUAAAUUCACCAAUCAGUAAUCUUGAGGGUCUUGCCGGGAUAAAUCGCGAUGGAAGUUUUCUCAACGAGGUACCGUCUAAUUUCCAGAACAAAUUACAAAGAGAGUUGGAGCUUGCUUUGAAAUUGAAAUCAUUGGCGAAGUUCUGGAGAGUCCAGAAUGCCUUCAUUGUCCGCGGUAGUGAUCCUUGUAUCUACUCAGGAGUCAAUGGGGCCUUUGAUGAUGCUGACAAGCUAUCAUACUGUGGGGAAGAUGACAUAAUGAUGAACAUUGUCAGGGCAGAGAAAAAUGGAAAUGGAUAUGAUCCAACCAUCUAUCAUGCUUCUUUGGUUGAAUCAAAGUAUGGAUAUUCUUCAAAGUUUUUGACAACUUUGGCCUGGGAAUGUCAGUCAAAAUAUGGUGUAUUUGAGUAUGAUUGGAGUUCUUACCACAACAGCAGUACCACCAACCAAUCAGAGCUGAGGAAUCUUUCCCAGGCAGGAGACUGCUAUUUCAAUCUUCCUGUAUGUGACUUAACCCGCCCCAACCUCAAAAUUCUAAGAUCUACCACCAACAAAACUUUGACUCAGAUCUGCCGGGAGGCAGGAGGAUUGCCAAUAUGA
Molecule: messenger RNA, 1191 nt
Organism: Puccinia triticina
Lineage: Eukaryota; Fungi; Basidiomycota; Pucciniomycetes; Pucciniales; Pucciniaceae
Exons: 12
Coding region: 1-1191 (396 amino acids)
Source: RefSeq, a predicted model, not a curated record